Messenger RNA from Ricinus communis (castor bean), 672 nucleotides. RefSeq lists its product as uncharacterized. The transcript has 2 exons. Bases 1 to 462 code for a protein of 153 amino acids. Lineage: Eukaryota; Viridiplantae; Streptophyta; Magnoliopsida; Malpighiales; Euphorbiaceae. The record is from RefSeq and is a predicted model, not a curated record.
AUGCUCAAGCUUCCUGAUAAGUGUCAAAGGUGUGAUAUGAUGGAAAGUUCUAAACAUCUUUUCCUUGAUUGCCCUUUUGCCCAAACAGUUUGGCACUUAUCCCCUCUGGGUUUGAAUAUGUCCAUGCUUCAAAGUGAGGACUUUCUUGAUUGUUGGAACUCUAUUGAUAAAGACCUUGGUUCUCUCGAUCCUUCAGGCAAUAGCGUUCAGAUGGUUGUUUUCUUGUUAUGGAGACUUUGGAAGAAUAGAAAUGACAUGAUAUUUAACCAAAAUACACGAUCAGAGUCUCAAACAGUUGCUAAAGGCUUGGAGGAUUUCAAUGAGCACCAAUCAACUAGUAUCAAUCCUCUACUCACUACUCAUAAGGUGUCGAAAAUAAAUCCUCCCUUAGAUAUAGGUGACUUUGAGUUGUCCAGUGGGCUGUCAAGAAUUGGAAGAAGGUUAUUUUUGAAAGAGAUCUAGCAGUUAUCUAAAUUAUGAGCGGAACCUGUACCCCUGCAGACUCAGCUACUAUUCUUAAGGAUGUUAUUAAUUUUGUUUUGUAUUUUUCUAAGGUUUCUUUCCAUUUUAUUCUUAGAAUUCAGAACUUGAUAACUCAUAAUGAUGCUUGUGAUUUUUUCUCGUGGUUCGUAGUUUUAUUGCUUGGAAUUAAUAUAUCCUCUUUUCUGCCUU